This is a messenger RNA of Amoebophrya sp. A25, 2203 nucleotides long. The record is from the annotation of a GenBank genome assembly. Lineage: Eukaryota; Dinophyceae; Syndiniales; Amoebophryaceae.
GCUCAUGCAGAACUCAUUGUUAUCUUUGUAUGCCUGGGAGGUAGAACUAGAAGAGGACGAUAGCUCUCCCGUAUCCCUUUUUGUGCAGUUGUUCUAAUGAGGGAACAGUUGAGUCAUUGAAGAGAUCCUGCUUUGGUAUUGGUUGCUCCAUUGAUUUCAUAUUUAUCUUUGUGUGUCUUUUUCGAUCGCUCAUGUACUUAGUUAUGCAUUUUGGUUCUUUACAUUUACAACAUGACUGAGCCAACAGCACUCAGUGGUGUUCGAAUGUCAGCAGCAUAUUAUUCCAUUGUUCCUUUUUCUUUAACCUGCUAUGCAUAAGCUGAAAAUCGUUGUAUAACUAGGCUAAAACAUGUCAGCGGCACUCGGAACUACAACAGCCCUAGAGGAGAGACAACGCAAUGAGGACCGAUCAGAGCUAGUACAGAGGAUCAAAGCAGCGACUGCGGGAUCAUGUCUAGUCGCUCUAACUGUAACACCACUCGAAGUGGUAAAGGUGCGUAUGCAAACAGGCAAUACAGCAGCAAGGUCUGCCGCGUCUGCUUCUACCUCUGGGUCGUCAGCAGCUUCAACGAGUGGUAGUACGACAAAUACUGCCGGCGGUUCUACUGGUGGUGUUGGUAGAGGUGUCAACGAAUCACGCAGUAGCUUAAAAAAUGAGGCGGCUUUUCCGAAUCCUAACAGAGCUACGGACAUUGGAGGCAGUGGCACCACUGGAGGUGCAGUUAGCUCCAGUUCAUCUUCAUCUUCAGGUGCUCCAUCAUCAGCACCCUCAGCCUCUAGCGCAACUGUGUCCGGCUCAACAUCCUUUACCGGACGACGGAGUGUAUCGUCGAGAUUAGUUAGCCUGUCGGAUGGUAUUCGUGACCACCUGGUUAGAGUGCCUAGCAGCAGUCUGACCAGUGCCACGAACGGCAACGGUCCGGCAUCAAUAUCAUCUGCAGCUACGCCGGCAAGAGCAGCGGGGUUGAUGGGCGCUAUGGUGCCCGGUAGAGAAGCGCUUGCUAAUGUUGCUGGGCAUGGAGGGGCGCCGCCAGCGGCUUCGUCGUCGACUGCCGCGGCCGCCUGCGUAGCUGCGCCAGCAUCAGCAGCGGCUCUAGGUCAUGUGCAGCAUAGUUUCCUUGGUAACAGCGCUGGAGCCGCGUCGUCGUCGUCAUCCACCUUUCCAGUCGUUUUCGCAGCCAGUGGAGUCGGAGUGUCUGGAGGAGCUGUUGCAAGUACUAGGGGAGGAUCAAGAGGAAUCAUGGGGACGCUGCGGCACGUGGUGAGAACAGAGGGCCUCUCUGCACUUUAUCGCCCUGUCUGGCCGACGCUUCUAAUGUCAGUACCUCAGAAUGUGUUGUAUUUUGUGACUUUUGACACCCUCAAAGAGUCCCUGGAUGACGUUACUGGCAGAUCGACCCCGCCCAGCAGCAUCAGCAACAGUCCCAAGGAGGUGAAAAUGAAAGAGAUUGUUGUAAAUAGCAAAUACAGAGUAGACACAGCCGGAACCAGCAAUUCUAGUACAACUUCAGCAGACCUGGUGAGCGGUGGUGCAAACAGCGCGGUCGCAGGUGUUUGUGCUCGUGCGGUAACGGUCGUGUGUACAUCUCCAUUUGAAAUUGUGCGAACGCGAUUAGGCACGGCCCGAAACACAAGCUUGUGGAAGACAGUGCAGGAACUACAUCUUUCGGCAGGCGUCAAAGGCUAUUAUCGUGGACUGCGUCCGUCGCUACUGCGUGACGUGCCUUUUUCCGCGUUUUACUGGGCUAGCUACGACAUAUUGAAGAACACAAUCGAACGCUCCUGGGGUCAUAUUGAAGACCAUGCUCCUUCAUCCCUUUCAGCUGUUGGAGGAGCGCCAGAUCGCCAUCCCCAACCUUCCUCAGGCUCAACAGCUGCAGCGUGCUGUAGUACUUUUUCCUCUUCCUCAGCAUCUUCACAAUCAACAUCUUCCUCUUCAUCCCCAGCACCGCCCUCAUUCCGCACCGCCUUUGUUUCUGGAGCCAUUGCAGGUAGUAUUGCAACCGUUUUCUCGCAUCCUUUCGACGUCGUGAAGACACAGUGGCAGGUGGACACGGGAAAAGGCAGUGGGACUUCAGUUUUCACAGCUCUUAAUACUUUGCGGAAGCAAGGACAAUGUUUUUCCGGUCUUGCGCCCAGAAUGCUCCGCGUGACUCCCGCAUGUGCAAUUAUGAUCACUGCCUACGAAUACGCGAAACGCUAA